This is a messenger RNA of Microthlaspi erraticum, 351 nucleotides long. The record is from the annotation of a GenBank genome assembly. Lineage: Eukaryota; Viridiplantae; Streptophyta; Magnoliopsida; Brassicales; Brassicaceae.
AUGGCUGGAGCAAUGAAGUUGGCUUGCGUGUUCUUGGCCUGCAUGAUUGUGGCCGGUCCAAUCACAGCGAACGCCACUCUGACUUGUGGCACUGUUGUGACCAGCUUGUCACCGUGCCGUGGCUACUUGACCCUAGGUGGUCCCCUUCCCAGAGCGUGCUGCACCGGCGUUAGUAGCCUUGAAGGCUUGGCCCGUACCACACCGGACCGUAGGAUAGCUUGCAGUUGCAUUAAACAAAUCGCUCUAGCCACAGGUGCCAAUCCUGUCCGUUCAGCUGGACUUCCUAGAGCAUGCAAAGUCACUGUUCCUUACCCAAUCAGCGCCAGCACCGACUGCAGCAAGGUGAAAUGA